Messenger RNA from Psammomys obesus (fat sand rat), 1538 nucleotides. RefSeq names its product purinergic receptor P2Y14 (gene P2ry14). Lineage: Eukaryota; Metazoa; Chordata; Mammalia; Rodentia; Muridae. The record is from RefSeq and is a predicted model, not a curated record. Gene Ontology annotation, molecular function: G protein-coupled purinergic nucleotide receptor activity. Gene Ontology annotation, biological process: G protein-coupled receptor signaling pathway. Bases 118 to 1155 code for a protein of 345 amino acids. The transcript has 2 exons. Gene Ontology annotation, cellular component: membrane.
CAGAGCAUGAAGGCCACAACCCCAACAAAACUGAAGCCAGCCGUGCAAUACUUCAUGUAAGGAUGUCCUUGUAGUCUUCUCUGAAACACUAAUGCCUAAGCUACUGACGUGGACAAAAUGAUCUUUGCCUCCAGAAGCUACGAGAUGGACAACUCAACGAGCACAGAUGCUCCAAACCAGCCCUGCGCCCGGAACACCGUGAUCAUGCAGCAGGUCAUUCCCGUGCUGUACUGUGGGGUCUUCAUCAUGGGUGUCCUCCUCAACGGAGUAUCAGGAUGGGUCUUCUUCUAUGUGCCCAGCUCGAAGAGUUUUAUCAUCUAUCUCAAGAACAUCGUUGUGGCUGACUUUCUGAUGAGCCUGACCUUCCCUUUCAAGGUCCUCGGUGACUCAGGCCUCGGUCCCUGGCAGGUGAAUGUGUUUGUAUGUAGGGUCUCUGCAGUGAUCUUCUAUGUUAACAUGUAUGUCAGCAUUGUGUUCUUUGGGCUCAUCAGCUUUGACAGGUACUAUAAAAUUGUAAAGCCCCUUUUGACUUCUGUUAUCCAUUCAGUGAAUUACAGCAAACUGCUGUGUGUGUUUGUGUGGAUGCUGAUGCUACUCCUUGCUGUCCCAAACAUCAUCCUGACAAACCAGAGUGUCGAGGAGGUUACAAAAAUUCAAUGUAUGAAACUAAAAAAUGAGCUGGGACGGAAGUGGCACAAAGCAUCUAACUAUGUCUUCGUGGGCAUUUUCUGGAUUGUGUUUCUUCUGCUAAUCAUCUUCUACACUGCCAUAACGAGGAAGAUCUUCAAGUCUCACCUCAAGUCCAGAAAGAAUUCCAUCUCUGUCAAAAGGAAGUCUAGCCGCAAUAUAUUCAGCAUUGUGCUGGUAUUUUUUGUCUGCUUUGUACCUUACCACAUUGCCAGAAUCCCCUACACAAAGAGUCAGACAGAAGCCCAUUACAGCUGCCAGUCAAAGGAAACCCUGCUCUAUGUGAAAGAAUUUACGCUGCUACUCUCUGCUGCAAAUGUAUGCCUGGACCCCGUUAUCUAUUUCUUCUUAUGCCAGCCAUUUAGGGAAGUCUUAAAUAAGAAGUUACACAUCUCAUUAAAAGUACAGAAUGAAGAAGAACAAACCAAAAGGGGAAAUACAAUUCAUGAAAGCACAGAUACUUUGUAAAUUCCCGUCCCCUUCCAGGUAUUGUCCAUCUUGCUACAUAAUUAAGAUGUAUGAAUACAAAACAUGCUUAUGAUGAUAAGUAAGUCAUCUAGCAAUACUAUCCAAUAAUUAAGCAUGAAUCCAAAAAAAAGUACAAUAGAAUUCAGACAUAAGUUUCCAUGUAAGACGGAAGUCUGCCACACAUCAAAAUAUUUCAGAAAUCGAAUGAAGAAACGGCAUAUGGGUGUUGGUCUAUGAGUUACCAGAACUAAAUUCCUUCUCUGCUAUUAACUGGCUUCUUAGAAGACACCCAGUCUUUCAGAUGCUCCUCCUAAGUAUUCUUCUAAGGAAUGCUCAUAUCUAUGUCAUGCUUUGUGCUAUGUAUGUACCAAUAAAUGUCUUCA